This is a messenger RNA of Neopsephotus bourkii (Bourke's parrot), 2117 nucleotides long. RefSeq names its product programmed cell death 7 (gene PDCD7). The record is from RefSeq and is a predicted model, not a curated record. Bases 16 to 1305 code for a protein of 429 amino acids. The transcript is spliced from 5 exons. NCBI's taxonomy places the organism in Eukaryota, Metazoa, Chordata, Aves, Psittaciformes, Psittacidae.
GGUGGAGGCGGCAGCAUGGCGCAGCCUUCUCCGUUCGGCGGGCGCUUCCCGCCGCCCUUCCGGGCCUUCCCGCCGCCCGUGGGGCCCUUCCCGCCGCCCGCCGCGGCCUUCCCCGGCCCCGCCGCCCGACCGGGGCCCUUCCUGCUGCCACCGCUGCCGCCGCCGGCCGGGCCCGAGGGCGAAGCGAGGCCGCGCUUCCCUCCGGCCGGCAGCCAGUUCUUCCCGGCGGCGCCGCCGUUCCCGCCGCGGCCGGUGGGUGAGGAGGAGGCGGCGCAGCGGCAGCAGGACGAACUAUGGCUGUCGCAGUUCCUGGGCCGGCGCCAGGCCGCUCCCCCGCCGCCGCCCGCGGCCGCCAGCCCCAGCAGCGCCCGGGAGCUGGCGGUGGCGGCGCUGGGCCGGGUGGCGCGGCUGGCCGCGCUCUGCAGGGCCCUGCGGCAGCGGGAGGCCGAGGCCGACGAGGCGGGCUGGGCCCAGGUGCGGGAGGAGGCGGAGGCGGCGCGGCAGGAGCUGCGGGAGGUCGUGCGGCCCCUGAGGGAGCCCGGGUACCGGGAGGCGCUGCGGAGGAAGGUUGAGAGGGCGAGGAAGAGGAGGCAGCGGCUGCAGCGGAGGAAGCAGGAGGCCAGGGCGGCCAAGGAGGAGGAGAAGGCCCGGGCCGCAGAGCGGGAGGCCAAGAUCGACCAGUGGAGAGCCAAGUGCAUCCAGGAGGUGGAGGAGAAGAACCGGGAGCGAGAGCUUAAGGCUGCUGCAGACAGUGUCUUAUCUGAAGUACGGAAGAAACAAGCAGACACCAAGAGGAUGGUGGACAUCCUGCGCGCAUUGGAGAAGCUUCGGAAACUGAGGAAAGAGGCUGCUGCCAGGAAAGGUGUCUGUCCGCCCCCCUCGGCAGAUGAAGCCUUUGAAACUCAGGUGGAGAGUCUCAAAACGUUGCUCAAGAAUCGCACAGAGCUGUAUGAAGCUGAGGAGAGAGCAUUGAGAGUUAUGCUGGAGGGAGAACAGGAAGAGGAAAGGAAGAGAGAGAUGGAAAAGAAACAGAAGAAGGAAAGAGAAAAAUUACUACAGCAGAAACUCGAAAUGGAUUCCAAGCUGUUUGGGGAUCCAGCUGAAUUUCCUCUAGCCCAUCUACUGCAGCCCUUCCGAGACUAUUACUUACAAGCUGAGCAUUCUGUAGCAGCUCUAAUCCAGAUCAGGCAUGAAUGGGAUCAGUACUUGGUGCCAGCUGAUCACCCUGAAGGAAGCAGCAUCCCUCCAGGAUGGGUUCUUCCGAGCCUCCCCACAAAUGACACUUGGGCCACCGCUGUUCGAUGACUCAGUAAUAGAUGAUAUUGGAGGAAUGUUCCAUUGUCAUGGCACGUGCAGAGAUGAGAGGGUCUGAAGAGGACGUGUCUCAUCCUCUGUUUCAGUAGCUGGGUUCUGGAAUGUCUUAAAGAAUAGGAACUGGUUUUGCCACCUGACUCUGCUGGGAAAUACCUGAGCAAGGCCAAAGCUGCUGGGCCUCUCGUGGUGUGGAAUUACAAUCCUGCUGCCAGUUUUUGCUAACGAAUCUCAAUAAAGAAACAUUGCUGACAGGAGUAUUUGUGCCAGUAUUAACAUCCUAUUUUUAGUGGCUUUUAUCUUUACAAGCCUAAGUCCAGAUGAUGGAAUCUCCAGAAAUAAAGACUUCAGGGGAAAAAAGAAAUCAUUAGAAAACAUGUUUUUCUUCUUAAAUAAAGCCUGUCAAGCUUCGCUGUCAAAACAGUUCCUGUAUUUUUGUGUGUAGAAACCAACCCAUUACAAGCUUAAACAAAUGGUGAAGUACAAACAAGACAGGGCUUUUGAAGGUUGAUUAAAGCAGUUGUUGACAUUUUACUUUUGUGGACUAAAACUGGUACCACAGCAUGGAAAGAAUUCCUAGUCAUGGUGAAAUAGGUCAGAGAGCCAUGUGAAUAUAGAUGAAUUCAGUGAACAAGCCUCCUGGAGAGCAAACAGUGAAAUCUGGAGUCUAGCUCACAGUAAUUGGUUUUGCCUAUAUGGCUAUUCUUGUAUAGGGACAGCUCAUGUGUAUAAUAUUUGAUUUAAAAGUGCAGCUCUAUUUUGUAAGUUGGGUUUUGUACAGAAUAAAUAGAGGAAAAUGGAAUUUA